AUGGGGAUUAGAAGCCUCACCAAGUUCGUGGACACACACUAUGCUCGGUGGGAGCGCGGCAGGCGGGUCCAGGGGACGCUGGUGGUGGACGGGAACUGCAUCCUCCACUCUCUGCACACCAUGGAAUGGUCCAACGGAGGUCAGUACAGGGAGUUCAGAAACGCCGUUUGCCGCUUUUAUUCCAAACUCCUGGAGUCUGGAAUAACACCGAUCGUUGUGUUCGACGGCGUGGACGAGGCUCAGAAGAUCGAUACCCUCCUGCGGAGGAAGCGGGAAUGGGUGAAUACUAUACACAAGAGGAUCACUGACAACGCCUCCCGCCAGCCAAAGUCCCACGGACGAAUUCUGCCUCCUCUCUCUAGUGAGGUCUACCGCAUGGCUCUUUACAGUCUUGACAUCCAGUUCUAUGUAGCUGACGGAGAGGCAGAUGUUGUCACUGCUAGACUAGCCAACUACUACGGCUGCCCUGUCCUCUCCCAGGACUCUGACUUUUACGUUUUUCGUUUGGUGGGAGGUUUUAUUCACUUUGACCGUUUCUACGGGAACUCUCGUGUAGUGACAGCAGACGUGUACCACCGUGACCAGUUUACCGCUCAACUCUGCUUGAGAGAUACGAGCCUGUUUUGUAUUAUUCCAGCCAUCGUAGGCAAUGAUUUCAUGGUGCCAUGCACCGUGGGCUUUGUCAGCCGAAUAGUUUGUUCCCUGUCCAACACUGGAAGUGCAGGCUCCAACAUCAGAGCCAUUUGCAGGCACUUGAGUCACUUUUCUUCAGUCAGAGAGUUCACAGAGCUCUCGUUUGGUGGCAAAAAGCUGGAGCUGCGAUGUCAGAAAGCUUUGGAGUGGUACGAGGUUCCAGACAACCUCAGCUGCAAGGAGCUGGUUUCAUCGACUAAUCUCAGGCACCACAAUGGGGACAGGUUUCCCGAGUGGUUGGUGAGGCUAUUUCACUUAGGUCGUCUACCAUCAUCCCCCAUGGAUGCUGCAAUUUCGUCCCAGGCUAUUUUUCGCGUCGUUGCCGACAAUUUUCAAAAGGAAAGUUCGGUGUUGGCCGGGCAACCCAUACGGCGGCACAUGUACGCUCUGCUAGAGGUCGAAACAGUUGUUGAAGUCGUCCGCUGUGGGUUAACCAUUACAGGAGUCAAAACGACAAGACGUGAGUUGAGUGGAGUGUUCAGGGGAGUGACUGUUGCAUCGAUCGAGUCCCUUGGCCACCAAGAGAGGCAGAGUCUAUUCUAUGAAAUCCUUGAGUGUGACAAACUGAACAUCAACCUCAAGUUGAGUGGGAGCUACCAAGACUGGAGGUUUGUGGCAGCCACUGUCAGUUACUGGGCGAAAACUACAUGUCCUCCUGAGCAUCUAGUGAGAGCUCUGCUCUUGUGUUUCAUGCUAUGCUCUGGUUUGCCUGAUGCGAAGUUUAACUCUCUUCGUCGCUGGUUAUUGAAAUUGCCAUCAGCCUUUCGCCAGAGCCAAGAGUGGCUGGACACGCUGCAUUGGUUCAGUCAGUGGCAAGCUAUCUACCAUGCAGCGUGGACCCUGAAUGCCCUCCUCAUGGAGCCAAUGUUGGUGUUCUCUCCUGCUUUCCUCUAUGAUGGUGAGCUGGUCAUGUACCUCGCUAGCUCAGGAGACACCACUGAGCGGCUGUGUGAAGUAGACACGACCCUGUAUAACCGUCUGGAGGAAAUAGUGUUUAGUGCUCAACUGGUGACUCCACCAUAUAGUGCCUCAGAGUCUUCGUCAGACACUGCAAGCAUAGAGGAAUCGGUUCACUCUGAUGAAGCUGAUCUAACGCGUGAGAGUCCCCGACUUGCUACUGCUUCCAUUAACUCAGUUGAUGAGCAGCAGGGCCCUAGCAAUGCACAGAGUACACAUUCAACACAGGUGACUAGUGACAAAAGACAGAACAUGCAUACACAUCAAACACAAGAUACCACUUCUCGCCACUCAACUGACGAGCAUCAGGGUGUGACCGAUACACAGAACACACCAUCACCACAAGUAGAGUGUAGCAAAGAACAAGUAAAACCUAAGCAUGAAGAUAUGGAACACAUUGGAGAGCAACAGAAGUCUAUCGAGCAUGCUAACAUUGCCUGGGGCUCUGAGGCCGAGACUACUACAGUGGGUCAAAGUGCUGUCCAAAGUGGCACUACCACACCAAAGACCAAGAGAAAGCGUUCAAGACAAAAGAAAGCCAAGCCUAAAACUGCCAAUGUUGAAGUGGUAUCUGGUACUGGGGGAAAUACCCCUGACAAACGUCCAAUGGAUAGCCCUUCCACAGCGAUACCCUCAGCACACUCCUCUGCUAAGAAACCUUCUGAAUUGAAAUCCCCAGCUGCUACAACCAUGGACAGCACCAAUGAUACAGCUCACGCAAAACGUAAGAGGAAACGUUCGAGGCACAAGAAGGCUCAGCCGACCCAGCAAACAAGAAAGGAAAUGACGCAUCACAAUAGACAGACUGGGAACUCUAGCAACCCACCAGGGAUUGAUAGCAGUCCACUCGCACCCCAACCUGUUGGAGUACAAAUCUCCUCAGUCCAAGGAGCUGGUGCCAUGUCAGUGGCUGAUAAACCAGUACAAGUGAGGACACAAAUUGAGCAAGGGGAAGGGCCUGCAACAAGUCCCAAAAAGACCAAGCAGUACUACUUUAUCUGCUCCUCAAAAUGGUAA
Geodia barretti is the source of this 2667-nucleotide messenger RNA. The record is from the annotation of a GenBank genome assembly. Lineage: Eukaryota; Metazoa; Porifera; Demospongiae; Tetractinellida; Geodiidae.